GGCCGCCUGGUCUUAAUCCCGCCCCUAUGCACCCGGCGCGCGGAUUGGCUGCGGACCCCGUGACGUCACCAAGCGAAAAAAGCAUUUCUAGAGGCGCCCGCUUCCUGUCAGCGCCAGACGAAGAAGGAGCGGCUCUCUGUCCCGCCCGACGCCGACUUUCCUCCGCCGCGGCGCCGCAGACGCUCCGUCGACCUCCCCCCCGCUCUCCGGCCGAGACGGCGCGGACCUUACAGCGACGCCGAGGACCUUCCAGCGUGUCUCGCCAUGGACGCCGUGCGUGACCGCGGGCUGUAGGCGGCGGGAAUAUAACUCCACGUUUAAAACCAUUUUGGUUUUAAACCUUUUUUUUUUUUUUUUUGAACUGUUUACCGACAUUCUUACCACUCAUUCACUCCUAUUUGAACAAGGUGAGUGUGGGGAGAGAAAAAAAAGGAAAAAAAAAAGUAUUUUGUGCUAACGUCACUUUUCAAGUAUGCUUAUUUAGUUGUUACUUUCUAACAUGUUAUGGACAUUUACCUGGCCGUGUAAUCACCUGAGUGGAGUUAAAGGCAGCCCCUGAAACUUGACUAUGGUACGAUGGUGAACCCGGGAGGAAACAGCCAGCCGCCGCUGCCGCCGCAGGUGGGCUCCGGGUCCCUGUCGUGGAAGCGCUGUGCCGGCUGCGGGGGCAAGAUCGCCGACCGCUUCCUCCUCUACGCCAUGGACAGCUACUGGCACAGCCGCUGCCUCAAGUGCUCGUGCUGCCAGGCCCAGCUGGGCGAGAUCGGCACGUCGUGCUACACCAAAAGCGGCAUGAUCCUCUGCAGGAACGACUACAUCAGAUUAUUUGGGAACAGCGGCGCCUGCAGUGCGUGUGGUCAGUCCAUCCCUGCCAGCGAGCUGGUGAUGCGGGCGCAGGGCAACGUCUACCAUCUCAAGUGUUUCACGUGUUCCACCUGCCGGAACCGGCUGGUGCCGGGGGACCGGUUCCACUACAUCAACGGCAGCCUGUUCUGCGAGCACGACCGACCCGCGGCGCUCAUCAACGGCCAUUUGACUUCCCUGCAGACCAACCCGCUACUGCCCGACCAGAAGGUGUGUUAGGAGGAGGCGGGACAGGAAGCAGGAAGUGUGCCUUCACUCAUGGCCACACAGACUGAUGGAGCCUCCACAGGGGGUCUUCCACACGGAGACUUGCACUUAAGUCCGUACCAGACCUGACUUAAGUCCGUACUAGACCUGACUUAAGUGCGCUGAAAGGGACUCUUGAGGACGAGACCCCACUUAACAGGUCCAUAAGAAUCUUUUCUUUGUUUUGCCCAGAGACAUUUCAGGAGGCGGACUGCUUUCUUCCUGGUUUCUAUCGUCACGACAACAUGGUGAUCCUACUUCUUUUAUUGUGGAGGGAUUCUAAAUCCUUUUUUUUUUUUAAUUCAUCUCUUCUUCGCCGGUGUCAACAAGAUGGCUCUUUGUGCACAAGUGCGUGUAUUUGUGAGAUGAGCAGGUGUGUACAGGUGUGUACAGUAUGCAUGUUAAUGUCCUUGGUGUCCCCGCCCCCAUGGCCACGCCCCCACGUCGUGUAGAGUCUCCCCACAUUUUAUCGCUGAAUGAAAGAGAAAUUUAUUUGUGAUAUUUUCCAAGACAUUUGCUUCAGUACGGUGUAUUUAAUUAAUAAAAAUAUGGAAGAUUUAACUUA
Messenger RNA from Nerophis lumbriciformis (worm pipefish), 1675 nucleotides. RefSeq names its product LIM domain only 4b (gene lmo4b). The record is from RefSeq and is a predicted model, not a curated record. Lineage: Eukaryota; Metazoa; Chordata; Actinopteri; Syngnathiformes; Syngnathidae.